UACCAAUUCAACGAAUUCAGCUUAUCUAAACAUACACAUACUUCAACCACCACCACCACCACCUCUACGUAUCUCUUGAAAAGACAUCCAACCAGACAAAAUGGCAUCCAACUCGAACCGCCUUCCCCAGGCCACCCGCGGAGGCGCCUCCGCUGAACCCACUCCGGCCAACAACGCCGGCGGCGGCAGCGGCUGGGGCGACUCCGGCCAUCCUAAGGGAGGAAUUUCGAACGACAUCCUCACCACCCCCGAACUCUCCUCAAUCACCGACCAAAAGACCCGCGCCGAGAACAAGUUCCUGGGCCGCUUCGACGAGGGCCAGGGCAUGCAGGAGGGCACCUGCGCGACCGAGGACCACAGCUUCAUGGAGCGGAAGCCUGGUGGCUCGGGGGCGUUGCCGGGGUGGGAGACGAUGAAGGAUAAAUUGGGAUUGUAAGUUCCCCUCCCCUCCUUUUUUUCUCUCCCAGGAGUGUGAACUGGGGGUGGAGAGAGGGUUUGGGGGUGGUUUUUUUUGUCU
This is a messenger RNA of Aspergillus saccharolyticus JOP 1030-1, 517 nucleotides long. RefSeq lists its product as uncharacterized. Bases 101 to 436 code for a protein of 111 amino acids. The transcript is spliced from 4 exons. The record is from RefSeq and is a predicted model, not a curated record. NCBI's taxonomy places the organism in Eukaryota, Fungi, Ascomycota, Eurotiomycetes, Eurotiales, Aspergillaceae.